This is a messenger RNA of Cucurbita pepo subsp. pepo (vegetable marrow), 2814 nucleotides long. Lineage: Eukaryota; Viridiplantae; Streptophyta; Magnoliopsida; Cucurbitales; Cucurbitaceae. The record is from RefSeq and is a predicted model, not a curated record.
UGCCAUCAAAUUUAUGAACAUAUAAAGAAAAAGAUUCAAUUUAGAAUAAAUUGUUAUUUGUUAGUCUCCCCCCAUUUCAUACUCCACACCAUAUAGAUUCUCAGCUGCAACUAACUUGAUGAAUCUUUAGCUUAAUACAAGCACUUUCCAUCCAUGGCUUCUCCCAAUUUCAUAACCUUUGUCCUUUGCCAUUACUUUCUGUUUCUUCACUAUUCUCAAGCUGUUCUUCAUCCUCCCUUUGACAACAACACUGAUCAGGAAGCUCUGCUUUCAUUCAAAUCUUCACUCAUUGAUCCACAUGGUGCCUUGGAUUCUUGGCAUCCAAACAGUUCCUUCUGCAAAUGGCUUGGUGUUCUCUGCAACCUGAAAAGGCGUCGAGUCAUCAGACUCCGACUUGAACAUCGCUCGCUAGCUGGACCGAUUUCUCCUCACCUCACCAACCUUUCGUUUCUUCGCCGUCUUGAGCUUCAAGGGAAUAACUUCUCCGGGAGAAUUCCACCGGAGAUUCACCGCCUCUUUCGGUUGCGAGUUUUGAACUUGAGUUCCAACAGCCUUCAUGGAACCAUUCCACCAUCUUUGAGCCAUUGUUCGAUGCUUCGUGUCGUUGAUGUUUUCGGGAAUGAGCUUCGUGGUAGAAUUCCAUCAGAACUAGGUAGCUUAUCAGCACUUUACGAUUUGAAUCUCGGCCGAAAUAACUUCUCAGGAACCAUCCCUUCUUCAUUUGGUAAUCUAUCUUCUCUCAACAAGUUGACUGUAGUUACAAAUAAUUUAGAGGGUCCAAUCCCAGAUGAACUAGGUCGUCUCAAUCGACUCUGGUAUUUACAUCUAGGAGAUAACAAAAUCUCCGGCAGUUUUCCUGCUCAACUGAUGAACAUUUCUUCUCUUAAUAUGCUUUCUUUACCAAAGAAUCAGCUUUCUGGCGAACUUCCAUCUAAUUUGUUCAUAGCAUUAAGUAAUCUUUCCAUUGCGUUCUUUGGAGGAAACAUGUUUGAUGGCCAAAUCCCUGAAUCACUUUCUAAUGCCUCCAAACUCGAAAGAUUUGACCUAUCAGUGAACCAAAUUUCAGGAGAAAUUCCUUCAUUUUGGAAGCUAGAAAGGAUUCAGGAACUGAAUCUUGAAAUGAACUACCUAACAAGCAAUGGAAAGGAAGGUCUCAACUUUAUUACUUCACUUACCAAUUCAACUCACCUGAAAAUGUUGUCAGUGGCCACAAAUUUACUCACGGGACAGCUUCCUCGGUCCAUUGGAAACUUGUCAGCUCAUUUUUCUAAGCUUCUAAUGGCAGAAAACCAGUUUAGUGGAAGCAUCCCUAGUGAAAUAGGAAACUUGGGUGGCCUCAUUUCUGUAUCUUUACCUUCAAAUUCCUUCAUGGGUAACAUUCCUUCUUCAUUAUCAAACCUCAAGAACUUGCAGGUGCUAUCAUUAGAAUCAAAUAUUCUUUCAGGCUCCAUCCCUGAACCGUUUGGUAAUCUAAGUGAGCUCUCUCUGUUUUUAGUCAGUGAUAACAAAUUAAGUGGAAAAAUUCCUCUCAGUUUAACAAACUGUGAGCGUCUACUCGUAUUUGAUCUAUCACAAAAUGGGUUGAGCGGGAACUUACCAAAGGAGAUCUUUAGCUUCCCAAAUCUUUUGGAAUUCAAUGUUUCAGUCAACAACUUGACAGGUUCUUUGCCUUCUGAAAUUGACAAGCUAUUGAUGGUUCAAUUAUUCGAUGUCGCCACAAAUCAACUCUCCGGAGCCAUUCCAGACACCAUAGGAAACUUCUUGAAUCUUGAGUACUUGAUCAUGUCUGGCAAUUCUUUCGAAGGACCAAUUCCCAGUUCAUUGGCCAAUUUGAAAGUGGUAACUCUCAUAGACAUUUCAUCAAACAGGUUGUCUGCAACAAUCCCUUCUCUUGAUGGCCUCCAAUACCUCCAAUACUUGAACCUCUCUUCCAAUAAACUACAAGGAGAAGUACCUAAAAGUGGCAUAUUUCUCAACAUAUCAGCCGUAUUUCUAUCCGACAACCCCGAGCUUUGCGGCGGCAUUGUUGAACUUAGACUACCAAAAUGCUCUGUUGGCUCAACUGGCAAAAGAAAAAUUGGGAAAUUAAUUGCAGGAGUUGUUGCAGGAGGAAUUGGUGCAUGCCUCGCAAUUGCUACGGCUUUCUUGUUCUGGAUAAGAAGGAAACCAGUGGCGAAAAUGGACACAGAUUUGAGUUUAUUGGAAGGGGUUCAUAGGGCAUAUUCAUACUACGAAUUGAAACAUGCGACGAGGGAUUUCGCCCAAGAAAAUCUAAUCGGAAAGGGGAGCUUCGGAUCCGUUUACAAAGGCGUAACGAGAGACGGAAACUCAAUCGCCAUUAAAGUAAUCGAUUUAGACCAUCGAGGUGGAAUGAAAGGUUUUGUUAACGAAUGUGAAGUUCUCAGAAACAUAAGGCAUCGGAACCUGGUGAAGAUCCUGAGUGCUUGUUCCAGUUUGGAAUUCAAAGCAUUGGUUCUGGAAUUUAUGCCGAAUGGAAACUUGGAAACCUGGCUUCACGGAAGAGGAGAUGGGCGAUCAGAGCGAUGGCUGCCUCUGAAACAGAGAAUAAACAUAGCGCUAGACGUAGCGGCUGCAAUGGAGUAUCUUCACGAUGGAUUCGAAACUCCUGUAGUUCAUUGCGAUCUGAAGCCGAGCAAUGUUCUUCUGGAUGAAGACAUGACCGCCCAUGUUGCUGAUUUUGGGCUGGCAAGAUUUCUUCAAGAUCAAGGCGAUUCUACGAGCCAUAGUCAGAGCAUUAGUAGUGGGCUAAGAGGUUCCAUCGGCUACAUUGCACCAGGUAGUCUUUUAUACUAG